CGCGACGGGAGCGAGCUCGGGCCGCGGGCGCGCGCGGGGGCGGUCCGGCAAAGUUGCGAGGCUCUGAGGCGGCGGCAGCGGCACCGGGACCGGCGGCACCAUGGACGACUUGGAUGCCUUACUGGCAGACCUGGAAUCCACCACCUCCCAUAUCUCCAAACGGCCAGUGUUUCUAACGGAGGAAACACCUUACUCCUAUCCAACUGGAAACCACACAUACCAGGAGAUUGCUGUGCCACCUCCCGUGCCUCCGCCACCUUCCAGUGAGGCCCUGAAUGGCACUGUGAUUGACCCCUUAGACCAGUGGCAACCCAACGCAUCCAGAUACGUCCACCAGCAACCUCAGUCCCAGUCUCCUAUAUACAGCUGUAGUGCCAAAAGCUCCAGUGCCUCUGUUCCUAGAGAUGGACUGAGCUCUCCUUCUCCCCGUGCCAGUGAAGAGGAACACGUCUACAGUUUCCCAAACAAGCAGAAGUCUGCAGAGCCAUCUCCCACAAUGAACAGCUCCUCUCUGGGCAGCAACCUCUCAGAACUGGACAGACUUCUUCUGGAACUGAAUGCUGUUCAACAUAAUCCCACCAGUGGCUUCCCAGCAGAUGAACCCAACAGAAGCCCAUCGCUGCCCAGCGUCACUGGCCCUCACUAUGUUGUCCCAGAGAGCAGCAGCUCUGUGGGAGAGAAGGCUGCACCCCCAACAAAAGAAAAGCCAAAGCGAAAUGGUGCACGUGGGAUUGAAGAUGUGCGUCCCAGUGUGGAGAGCCUGCUGGAUGAGCUGGAGAGCUCUGUGCCAAGUCCAGUCCCUGCAAUCACUGUGAGCCAGGGCGAGGUGAGCAGCCCCCAGCGGGUCACCAGUCAGCAGCAGACCCGUAUAUCUGCUUCUUCAGCUACACGAGAACUGGAUGAGCUGAUGGCAUCUCUUUCUGACUUUAAGACCAGUUCUACUAUGUCUCUGAUUUCUGAACCCUCUCUAGAACCAGUUCCCAGUUCAGCCAGUGCAGACUCCAGCAACACCCCUCGCAGUUUAACAGUGCUAUCCCAUUCCAAACACCCUUGUGCAAGUCACAGUGGGGACUCAGAAGUGCCAACAUCUGCCCCCUUGGCAGUCCCCUGCCCUGAGGAAGGCAGUAGCACUGUAGUUCUGCCUGCUUCAGGGCAUCCUGCCACUCCUCCUCCACGUAUGACCUGUUUGCCACAAACAGCCCCUGUGCCCCCACCACGGGGCUCCUCGGGUUAUGCUACCUGUGGGGAGCAAAUGACCUCUGCAAGGCUGAGCAGGAAGCCUGACUCUUCUAGAAAUGCUUCCCAGGUUGUGCCAGCUUCCAGUUUGGAGCUUCUGUGUAGAUCUGCUAAUGUGGAGGCACAAGGCCUGGAGCACACAUUGGCUAAAGAGACUGGGAAGAAGGAGCAGAGAACUGACCCCAGAAUCUCAAAUGUUCUGAUUUCAGAUGCUUUAAAUGGUCAGGGAAAGGGGCAGAUACCUAAAGAAUUGGAUCAGCAGGGAGCAUUCAGGGACAAUUCAACCCUUCCUUCCCAGGGCAAGAGUGCAGAAACAGCUUUAGAUGAGUUGUGGGCCCUGGAACUGUCUGCCCAUGUACCAGAGGUACAGGCAAAGAAUGACAGCACUUUGAAUCCUGUGUAUGAACCUUCUAUUGUUGCCCUGGAUCGGUGGGAUGUGUUCCCAGACACUAAACAACAGUUGGGCUUUGCAGUGGAGAAAGGACAGGAGCUAAAGGCUGAAGUACUGAAUGAAACCAAGGUAGAUGGUUGUCCUGAUAAGGUCAAGAAGAGGCAGAGCAGAGACAGAACUCCUAAGAAGGCAAGUGCUGCUCAUACGACCAAAGCCGGAGGAGACCAGGAAAAUGAGCAGUUCAGAAGCUCUGCAGUCACUCCAGAAUCACCUGAACACAUUUGGAAAGCUGAACUGGAUCUGCCAUGCGCCUCCAAACCACCCAUUGAGAGGAUUUCUGCAUCAGGCCAGAUUAAAUCUUUAAUCAAGAGGACAAAAGAGACUGCGAAUGUGCAUCCAAUGUAUCGGGACCCCUCUCCAAGGCGUAAACUAGGCCCUGCCAUAUUGCACAAGACUGAGUCCCAGGACCGCUUGAUUGAAGAGCUGCAGGACAGACUGGGCGUCACUAAGCAGGAGCAGGAAGAACGGGAAGGCCAGGAUGACUGGCUGACAGAGGGGGUCACUGCCAGAGCCCAGGGGGAAGAGCAGAAUGGUGGACAGCAGGUAGAGAAGGUGGUUUUUCCUCCAGAAUUCCCAUUCCCUCCAAGGAGGACGGUCUCUGUUCCUGCCUCUCCCCCUCUCCAGCCUUCCAAAGAAGCUACAAAGACAGUCUCUGCCAGUGCUGCUCUAUCUCAUAUCUCUGACCCUACACCUCUCCUCCCAUUCACACCUCAGCCUUCCCAUGUGCCGUCCACCCCAGCUCCUAGUCCAGUCUCCUCCUCUUCCUUUAGCUUGGCUCCCCAGCCUCUCUUCCAGUGGGAAACUUCUGAUGAUGAUUAUCAUGAGCUUUCUGUUGUGGGCACCCCUCCUUCUGAAGAUCCUAGGCAUUGCUGCUCUCCCCAGGCCUGGACCCCUAGCACCAAGACAGUUGUUUCUGUUGCCUGUCAGACUGAAGAUGAUGCUUUCUUCCUGCAGGUGCAGGCAGGCUUCUCUCUUCUGGUUUAUUUUGUUAGCAGUGUUUCCCAUUCAGUUAUUGCUCCCAAGUUGAUAGCUCAGUAGGUACAGCAUUCAGGAAAAAACUGGUACUGAACUGCUAGGUAGGAGAGAGGACUCAUUGGCAAUAUCUAGCUCCAUCUGUGCCUGUCUGGCACUGCAAAAUACAUGUCUUGUUAUAACCUGCUGGGCAUGUGUGGCUCCUGUCUGUCCUGAAGAUCACUUUGUGCAGCAGGGGCUCUGUUUUCCUCUGGGAUGAAGAAGGGAGUUCCAAACCACAGGUUGCAGUUCUCCCUGCCAUGAUCUCUCUUGGAGUGGCAGGAGUAAAAGAUGGCAAAAUCUCCAUACUGAAAGGAGCAAAUGAGCAGCUCCUCCUGUGUUUGCCUGUUUAGACGGGUGUCCACAGCACGAGCAGAUUUUGGGGAGGAGAUGAUGUGAUUUAAGAGCUGUGUUCUGCAUCUCCUUGGGAAGGGCUGUAUCUCCAGGGUGGUGGGAAGUUUGAAUGUAGAUGAGCAGUGCAGUGGUGUGCAGUAUUAUGUGUACAGGCAGCUCAAGCAAUAAACACCUCUGCAUCCUGACCUGUUGUACUUUCCAGGUGACCUCUGCU
Molecule: messenger RNA, 3266 nt
Organism: Neopsephotus bourkii (Bourke's parrot)
Lineage: Eukaryota; Metazoa; Chordata; Aves; Psittaciformes; Psittacidae
Gene: PXN
Product: paxillin
Exons: 9
Coding region: 101-2725 (874 amino acids)
Biological process (GO): endothelial cell migration; substrate adhesion-dependent cell spreading; transforming growth factor beta receptor signaling pathway
Source: RefSeq, a predicted model, not a curated record